GAGAGACCUUUGGACGAGUUAGAACACGAAACAUUUGUUGCUUUUAGAUUGGUGGAUUGGUAAACAGUCAUGACUUGUUGUGGAUACGGGUACAUCGGGUAUAUAAAAGUCGGACACUGCUGUUUUUGGAAAUCAUUCACCUACCAACAACCGAAAACAUCAAAAUUCUGCUCAAUAUCACCAUCAUUGCACUAAACCAAUCAUGGCUGCAGCAUCAGGCAACAACGCACCUCCGUCUUCCCCAACUAGUGAGUCGGUGAAAGGACCGUUUGACUGCGUGAAGAAGUUAACCCAUGCCCAAGUCAAGAGAGGAUGGCGCGAAGGUUUCAGCACCACCGAACAUAGAUCCUACUACAUGUAUUACAAUAUAUUCACAAGAGAGAGUGUGUGGUCCAUACCUACCAUCCUACUGCAACAGGAAGAAAGCGAGGUGGACUCCGGGCCGGCAGAGGACUUGCUGGCGGCUGCCAUGACAGAGCUGACGGGUAACCCACCCACGGACCUCUCCAAGCCCCCUUUCAUCAAGGGAAAGCCGACCAAGAGAAAGUUCAGCCCCGAUCCCGACCAGCAGGAGAACGAGAAGAACGCCGUCAGAUUCGAAAUUGGAGGCUCAUCAAAUCAGGACAUCAUCGACCGACGGGUAAGGGUGAGAACACUCACCAAACGCAUCCUGACCAAACUCAUCACGGACGAGAUACUCCAGCUAGUGUAUCAUACGCAAAAACGACUGGGCUGCGAGGGAUGUAAAAAGGACUGGCCGAGUCUUUUUGAGCACGCUUGCACAUUUUUGGUAGGAAUCCCCCAAAUCACAUCGACGACUAUAUACCUUUGUACUUUGAGGAGGUGCUGGCUUCGCUGGACAAGAAACGAGUACGACCAAUAUUUCUAGCGGUCGCUAGCCUACUGGGAGCUGGUUUAUUCAUCGGAGAAGGAAUUAACUUGGACACCGAAUUGAGUGAUUUGAUCGAAGACAUUUUAAAUGAUUGGAAGGAUGAUUUAGAAGAAAUCGGUUACUCCUUCUACUCGUCUUUGUUCGACAAUACUACCGAACUCAUUCAGAACACAGAUAUCAUAGAGUAAAUGACCCGACAAUGUUUGCUUACCUUUUAAUUAUUAUUAUUAUUUUUUAAAUUGUUUCCCUUUUUUUUAAUUUUUUUUAUUUACGUGUUAAGUUUAUGGUGGAGGGUUAAUAAAAAGAUUGCUUGAAUAAAACAAUUCUGAUAUGUUGUAGUCACAAAAGAA
Messenger RNA from Patiria miniata (bat star), 1242 nucleotides. RefSeq lists its product as uncharacterized. Lineage: Eukaryota; Metazoa; Echinodermata; Asteroidea; Valvatida; Asterinidae. Bases 203 to 889 code for a protein of 228 amino acids. Gene Ontology annotation, molecular function: protein binding. The transcript has 2 exons. The record is from RefSeq and is a predicted model, not a curated record.